Messenger RNA from Symphalangus syndactylus (siamang), 9287 nucleotides. It is a transcript of the gene CFAP44, whose product is annotated as cilia and flagella associated protein 44. Lineage: Eukaryota; Metazoa; Chordata; Mammalia; Primates; Hylobatidae. The record is from RefSeq and is a predicted model, not a curated record. Gene Ontology annotation, molecular function: protein binding.
AAGCAGAUCUUUCAGGGUAGAUUUCUCUUUUUUUUUCUUUUCUUUCUUUCUUUUUUUUGAGGCAGAGUCUUGCUUUAUUGCCUAGGCUGGAGUGCAGUUGUGUAAUCUGGUUCACUGCAACCUCAGUCUCCCGGGUUCAAGCAAUCCUCUUGCCUCAGCCUCCUGAGUAGCUAGGAUUAUAGGUACACGCCACCACACCCAGCUAAUUUGUGUAUUUUCAGUAGAGACGGGGGUUCCACCAUGUUGGCCAGGCUGAUCUUGAACCCCUAACCUCAAAUGAUCCACCUGCCUUGGUUUCCCAAAGUGCCGGGAUUACAGGUGUGAGCCACUUCACCUGGCUCAGGAUAGAUUUUUCCAGGGUACCCAUUUGAUUCUGAGAUGUUGAUUUCUAUUUUAAACUUGUUUUUUGAAUGAUCUCUGCUCCCUAGCUCUAGGAUAGGAAUUCUCAACCUGAGUGAGCAAUUCAAACUGAGAUUACUUUUGUUUAGACUCAUAUAUUUCGAUAACAUAUGACUUCUCCAGUAUGCCCCAGAAAGCUGCUAAUAACUUAACUCAACUUGAAAUUUACAGUUUUCCAAAUUACAGGUUGGCAGAGAUACUGGAUUGAUAACAACAUCCACAGUUAUGAUAUAAUCAUUCUUAUGCUGUAAACAAAAUUAUUUUGGUUAGCAGAAUUUAAUAGUUAACUGUUAAUACAUACUAGGCACUAUUGUAGCCACUUAAUGUGCUUCAUGACACCUUAUGAGAUAGGUACUAUUAUCCUCAUUUUGCAGAUGAGGAAACAGGUACAAGGAGGUAUUUUCUCAAGGUCACACAACUAGGGAGUGGUGGCACUAGAAUGGGAACAUAGGCAGUCUUUCUCCAAAGCCUAUGCUGUGCUGCCUCUUGAUGGAGAGUAAACCUGUUUUACAGUGUGUGUAGUAUGGAAGCAGCAUAAUAAUAAGAAUAGCUGUUCCUUAUUGAGCCAUUACUGUGGCAGACACUGUACUAUAAGCUGCAGUAUCACCAUUAUCUCAUUUGAAUCUCAUAGUAGCUCUAUCAGUUAGAGGUAUGUAAAUGCGUCCUCCUCUCCCAGCACCUUUACAGAUGAGGAAACUGAUCCCUAGAGGUGAAGAAAGUUGUCUAAUGACAGAGUGCUUGUAAGAGUUAAAGCCAAGACUUGACGCUCUUUCUUGCAGUUACUGGAUUUCUCCUAAUUUUUGGGAACUAAUACAGUAUAGUAGCUAAGGAUGCAAGUACUGAAACCAGAAAUCUUGCCUCAAAUGCCAUUUCUGCCACUUGAGCUGUGUACUUUGGACAAAUUAAUCUCAUCUUUCCCAUUUGAAAGUCAGACAUAAUGUCUUCCCUAGAGGCUUGUGAGGAUUAAGUGAGGCAAGUGAAUGUCAAUGGGCUGAGAUCAGAGCUUGGCUCACAACACUCAGUAAUGAUCACUACCAAAUUUUUUUGUGUGUAUAAAUAAAUACACUAUUUCCCCCAUGUUUCCAUUUUUUAAGACCUUGUAUAGUGAAUUUAUUGUAUCUUUCUCAGAUUAACAGUUGCACACAGUGCUUGAAAUUUAGAGGUAUUUCACCUGAAAAGAUGUCUAGAGGUUGAAAGAAAACAUGCUGGGCAUAUGAUUUGAAAGUAUAACUAACAUGCUAUUUAAAAUUAAGUUUUCCCUAUGUUUUCUAUCUUUUCUGGCACCUAGAUAUACCAUUUAAUAAGUAAUACCAAGGAUAAUCAUCUGUUUUUUUAAGCCCUGGAAAAUCUCGAUUAAAGAGGACAUUUCAGUAUUGCAAAUAAAUGCAUGGUAUUUGUGUAACAUUGUGGAAACUAAUAAACACAAAUUGUAUUAUAGCAAUUUUUUCUUGCCAAUUUUAUUGGCACAUAAUUUAUAUAUAAUGAAUGACAUAUAUUUAAAGAGAACAGUUUAUUGACUUUUGGCAGUUGUAUAUACCCAUGAAAUUACCACCACAAUUAAGACACAGCAUUUCUAUCAUUUCUAAGAUUCCUUGUGUCUCUUUCCAGUGCAUCUCACUAAGUCCUAGGCAACCACUUUGCCCAAGUCUCUAGACUAUCUUGGAUGUGGAAUGACUUUGUGUAUGUUUAACUUUUGAAGAAACCUCUCAAAUAGUUUUCCAAAGUGGUUAUGCCAUUUUACAUUCCCAACAGCAGUGUAUGCGAGUUCCUGUUGCUCCAUAUCCUUCUGCAUUUGGUGUUGGCAAUCUUUGAAGUUUUACCCCUUCACGUGGAUGGGGAGUUAUGUGUAUUGUGGUUUGUAUUUCCCUUAUGACUACUGUUAAGCAUCUUUCCAUGUGCUUAUUGGCCAUACAUAUAUCUGAUUUGGUGAAGUAUUCAAAUCCUUUGCCCAUUUAAGAAAUAGGGUGGUUUUUUCUUAUUGAAUUAUAAGAGUUCUAUUUUUUUUUUGUUUUUUUUUUAUUAUACUUUAGGUUUUAGGGUAUAUGUGCACAAUGUGCAGGUUUGUUACAUAUGUAUCCAUGUGCCAUGUUGUUUUGCUGCAAAAAAAAAAAAGAGUUCUUUAUACAUUCUGUAUACAAAGUCCUUUGUCACAUAUUGGAAUGACCAUUUUAAAACAGUAUUUGGUAACUAAUAACGUUAGGCUAGGUACUUUAAAAAACAGUAUGACCACAGUACUACAGAGAGGUUGAACAAACUGCCAAACCUAGAAAUCUGUCAAGGGAGGCCUGUACUUUUGUGCCCAGAGCGCUGCGACCAAGAAACCCACAACAUAAAACCUGAUUUACUCUUAAAAGCCAACAGAGAUAAUAUAGUUUUAAAAAUAACAAAAAUCCCACGAUGUAUUGUUGUUGUUGAUGUUGCCGGCAAGCUGCCUACUAUCUCCCAGGACCCCUCUUAAAAUCGAAGUUAAAACCUCAACACAGGAACGCCGCGAUCAGGGCUCCGUUGGGCCAUUUUGGAAUAUCGGGCAAGUAUCUUCGACGGUAUUCAUGUCAUUUAAUUAUCUACAUGACGUCCUUUAGAGGAUGACAAACUCGUCGGGCUUUUGUGUUUGGCUUUGAACCAGUGUCAUGAGGCGGAAAAGGUCCGACCAGAGGGCGGAUAGGUACUGGCUUCCCGACGUCACCGCCGCUGGGUGUCCCGGAAAGCUGGACGCUGGCCGCGCAUGCGCCCCACGUCCCGUCCUGGUUCCGCCUCCCUGGAAGAGGGAUGGUGUUGCCUCGGUAACGGGAGUAAACGGAGGCCUCCGGCAGACGCUGUGAGGAGAGGAGCCGAGGCGGUCAGUACCUUCGAGGAAAUGAAGGAACCAGAUGAUCAGGAUACUGAUGGGGAGAAAUCAGUUACAUCAAAGAGUGAAGGGAAGAAGUCUCUGAGGUCUUCUAAAUCAGAAUCAAGAUCUCCUGUUGAAGAAGAUAACACAUUUUUAGAAGAUGACACAGAUGAAACAUUUACUGAAGGGGAAGGAUCAUAUUUAGAAGAAGACUCAGAUGAGGAACAUUUGGAAGGAAGUUUGAGUUCAUUUCAGUAUGAUGAUUUGCAAAGCACUACAGUACCUCAGCAAACCCCUGCCCCAGCUGUGGAAGAAGCAGAGGAGGAAGUUAAGAAGAAAAUAUCAGAGAGAUUCUUCUAUGAUUAUAUGGAUCUUGCUUCGAUGCCUUUUGUGACUCUGGAUUCAAACAUACCACUGGAUCUUCUCACACUCGUACAUUCUUUUGGUUAUGAAUGUAGAAAGCGAGCCAACCUACAACUUCUGGACGACAGUAUUGCAAUGUACAUAGCUGGGAACCAACUGAUCUUUCUGAAUUUGAAAACCAAGGAACAGAUCUACCUGCGAAGUAGCAGUGGUGAAGGAAUUGGCGUCAUUGGGGUUCAUCCACAUAAAACUUAUUUCACAGUAGCUGAAAAAGGAAGUUUUCCAGAUAUUAUCAUCUAUGAAUAUCCUUCUCUGAGACCAUACAGAAUCCUUCGAGAUGGGACUGAGAAGGGAUAUGCUUAUGUGGACUUUAACUACAGCGGUACCUUGCUGGCCUCUGUUGGUAGCAACCCUGACUACACACUGACUAUCUGGAACUGGAAAGAAGAACAACCCAUACUGAGGACAAAAGCUUUUUCUCAGGAAGUUUUUAAGGUUACUUUCAAUCCUGAUAAUGAAGAGCAGCUUACUACAUCGGGAUCAGGUCACAUCAAGUUCUGGGAAAUGGCUUUUACAUUCACAGGUCUCAAGCUGCAGGGAUCACUAGGUCGAUUUGGCAAAACAACCACUACUGAUAUAGAAGGCUACAUGGAGCUCCCAGAUGGGAAAGUGCUCUCAGGGUCAGAAUGGGGCAACAUGCUGCUUUGGGAAGGUGGUCUGAUCAAAGUGGAGCUCUGUCGAGGAACAAGCAAGUCAUGUCACAAUGGUCCCAUUAACCAGAUAACGCUGUAUGAGGGUGAAGUUAUCACUGUUGGGUCAGAUGGAUAUGUUAGGAUAUGGGAUUUUGAGACAAUAGACACUGCUGAUAUAAUAGAUGAAACUGGAUUGUUGGAGAUUGAGCCUAUUAAUGAACUUCAAGUAGACAAGAAUGUGAAUCUCUUCUCUAUGAUAAAAAUGAAUGAAACUGGAAAUAACUUUUGGUUGGCUCAGGAUGCCAGUGGAGCCAUAUGGAAGCUUGACCUUAGUUUUUCAAAUAUUACCCAGGACCCAGAAUGCCUCUUCUCCUUCCAUUCUGGAGCUAUUGAAGCCGUAGCUGUUUCUCCUCUCACUUAUCUCAUGGCCACAACUGGCUUGGAUUGCUCCGUUCGAAUCUAUGAUUUUGCUAGCAAAACUCCUUUGGCCCAGAUGAAAUUCAAACAAGGAGGUACUGCCCUUGUUUGGGUACCCCGAAUGGUAAACUUCACUGGAGCACAAAUUAUUGUAGGAUUUGAAGAUGGAGUUGUUCGAAUUCUUGAACUUUAUGAUCCAAAAGGGCUCACAAUUUUUGCAGGAAGGAAGAAAAUUUUGGAUGCUGAUAUUCAGUUGAAACAGGUUUUCAAACCCCAUACUGCUUGCGUCACUGCUUUAGCUUAUGAACGUGAUGGGGAAAUUCUAGCCACAGGGAGUAAAGAUCAAACUGUUUUCUUCUUUGAAGUGGAAAGGGAUUAUAAGCCAAUUGGUUAUAUUAAUACUCCUGGACCUGUGUGUCAGUUAAUGUGGUCUCCUAUGUCUCACCCUGAAAGUACUUUACUAAUUAUCUGUGAAAAUGGCUAUAUUCUUGAAGCUCCACUUCCAACCAUAAAGCAAGAAGAGGAUGAUCAUGAUGUAGUCUCCUAUGAAAUCAAAGACAUGCGCAUAAAAUGUUUCCAUUUUUCAAGUGUCAAAUCUAAGAUUCUGGGUGACUAUGAUUCUGGUUUUCUGUAUCACUGUGAGUUCCCCCCUUGUGAUGAAAGCAGUGAUUUCAAAGAACAAAAAGAUGAACCUAUCGAUGUCCGUUAUCUUGAGGAUACAGAGGAUAAUCCCAUCCGAACUAUCACUUUCAACAUUAACAAAGUUAUGAUGUUUUGUGGAAUGAAAAAUGGAGCAAUUCGAGUCUAUGUCCUAAAUCAGAAUGAUCCUUCAUUGACCAGUUUGGUGGACUACUGGCACUUCAAUAUGCACGACAAUAAUUAUGGAUGUAUUAAAAGUAUUGCUAGUAGCUUUGAUGAUCGUUUCUUGGUGACUGCUGGAGCAGAUGGUAAUAUCUUUGUUUUCAACAUUUUUUCUGAAUUUAUGCUAAGGAAAGACAUGAAGGCCAAAGUUCCAUCUCCCAGGUUUGGAAUUGAAACAGAGCCAAUUCCAGAAGACAUUGAAGAUCCCAAAGCCUACAGUAUCGAGAAUGCUAGGAGAAAAAGAGAACAUGACAAGUUAAUGAAAGAAGUGGAAGAAAUAAAGGCACGGAAGAGAGAGAAGAUCAAAGCUUUGAGGAAUGAAUUUUGUAAACUAUUAGAAAUGAAUGAAGAAUUACCAAAGCAUAUGCAGUUUAAACGAACAGAUUUUGAUGUAGAUUCCCAAAUCCGUGCUGAGAUGCACAGAAAAACAGCUUUCAAAAUUCAACAAGUGGAAAAGGAAUUAGCUUGGGAAAAAGAGAAACAUGAACUCGGCCUAAUGAAGCUAAAGAAUCGAUUUCGAGAUCCACUGGAAAGUGAUACUAUUGUGGUUCAUGCCAUACUGAGUGACCACAAGAUAUCCUCUUACAGGCUGGUGCAGCCCUCUAAGUACUCCAAAUUCAAACGAGCUAGUCAAUCAGAGAGAAAACCAAGCAAAUUGGACAGGUUUGAAAAAGAGGGACCUGGAAGAAAGGACAGUCAGAGAGAUGCAGGUGGGAGUGUUACCAUACAAGAAGAAUCAAUAAUAGAAAAAGGGAAGAAAUUUCGGCCUAAAACCCUAAGUGAAAUUAUGGUGGAAAAUCAAAUUGAGAAAACGAGAAAACUUAUAUUAAAAGCUGAAAGGGCACAACUAAAGAUUCAACAGCGAAAAAAAGAAUGGGAGGAACUAUACAAGAGUAAACCUGGUGACGACUAUGAAGAUCCCAAAGAUCUUCAAGCCAUCAAAGAAGCCCAGGUGUAUAUGGGAGAUUUCAAUCUGAAGACAGCCCCAGACUACAAGAUACCUGAGCACAUGAGAAUAAAUGCGGCCAAGAAGGAAGAGGAACUAGGACACCUAGAUUCUUUGGUCCAUGGAAAUAAAAGGCACAUGAACAAGUGCAUUCUCUCUCUUAGAGACCUUAAAGUGGCUGUUGUUGAGGAAAUACAGUGCCUGGUACAAGAACUGAAGAACAUUCAGUCGACUCUUCACAUAUCCAAGCACAUACCCAUUCCCAAAAUUCCUCAGAUACACCCAGAAGAAGUUCCAGAAAAGAGAUUUCAGUAUGAUGAAGAAACUCUCCUAAAUUUUAAGCAACAGCAAAUGCAAAGUAACGACGAAAAGUCCCCCGGAGUGGAACAGAUAGGGUCUGGAGGUCCAGGGGGAGGAUUCCUCAAGCUCUCUUCUGGAAAGGAUGGGGAUUUGACAACCCGUGAUUCAAUAUCUAGGUCAUCAAAGGCAUCAACAUUCAGCCUAGAUAUACCAAAGUGUAUGGAAUUUGAAAAAGCAGAGCCAACGGAUGUGGAGCUGGAAAUUAUGAAGAGAGACGAGAUUAAACAUGUGUACAUGCAACAGUAUUUGGUCAACAGGAUCGAAGAACUGGUUGUCACUUUCGAUGCAGAACUCCGUCUCCUUAGACAUCAGAAACUGAAACUAGAUACUCAGAUGAAAUUAUCUGACCUGCACCAUGUCACCUUAUUUCAAGAAAUACUUCUCCUGAAGAAUUUUGAAAAACAGGAGAACAUACUUCAAGAACGUGUUAAUUCCUUAGACAAAGAGGAACAGUACAUGCAAUGGAAAAUAAAUGAAACUCUUAAAGAGAUGGAAGAGAAAAAGAAUGAAAUCACCAAACUCCAGGAGCAAGAAAAGGCACUCUAUGCUGGUUUUCAAGCAGCCAUUGGAGAAAACAAUAAAUUUGCAAACUUCCUCAUGAAGGUCCUAAAGAAGAAGAUUAAACGGGUAAAGAAAAAAGAAGUUGAAGGAGAUGCUGAUGAAGAUGAGGAGAGUGAGGAAUCAAGUGAAGAAGAAUCUAGCUUGGAGAGUGAUGAAGAUGAGUCUGAAUCCGAAGAUGAGGUUUUUGAUGAUUCUAUUUGCCCAACAAACUGUGAUGUGGCUCUUUUUGAGCUGGCCCUUCAACUUCGAGAGAAAAGGCUGGACAUCGAGGAGGCUUUAGUUGAAGAAAAGAAAAUUGUUGAUAACCUCAAAAAGGAAUAUGAUACAUUGUCAAAAAAAGUGAAAAUUGUCGCAACUAAUCUGAAUGCAGCAGAGGAGGCCCUGGAGGCUUAUCAGCGAGAGAAGCAGCAGCGGCUGAAUGAACUGCUAGUUGUGAUUCCGCUCAAGCUCCACCAGAUAGAGUAUGUGGUAUUUGGAGAAAUACCUAGCGAUCUUUCUGGUACUUUGGUCUUCUCUAACCACGCCUUGAGACGGCUGCAAGAACGAAUCCGUGAGCUCCAGGAGGAAAAUUCCAAGCAGCAAAAACUUAACAAAGAAUGGAGAGAGAGACGUAAACAGCUCAUCCGAGAAAAGAGAGAAAUGACAAAAACCAUACACAAAAUGGAGGAAACAGUCCGGCAGCUCAUGAUCAGCAAGUUUGGCCGCGUGGUAAAUCUAGAAGCCCUUCAGACACUUUCUGUUAAUACAACACUUGAAGAACUGAAGAUCAGAAAACUUCAAAAGGAGCUAGCGAAUGCGAAGGAGAUGAAGAUGUGGGAGGAAAAGAUUGCUCAAAUGCGAUGGGAACUGAUGAUGAAGACAAAAGAACACACCAGAAAGCUUUAUCAGAUGAAUGAUUUGUGUAUUGAAAAGAAGAAACUUGAUUCUCGGUUGAAUACGCUACAGAAUCAGCAGGGCAAUGCCUUCCAGGGCCCUCGGGAAGCAGAUGCUGUGGCAAGAGAGGAGGUCACUGAAUUGAUCCAACUCCAGGCGGAAAGGAUUUCGGCCUUAAAGGAGGAGAUUGCUCUUUUGCGUAGGAAAGGUGGUCUUAUCCUCCCACCCAUUCAGUCUCCAAAAGAGAAACAGAUACAGCCCGUGGACCUUUGAGUUUGCUAUUUUCUCAAACCCAUACAAGAUUUCUGACAUAACUCACCGGAAGUUCUGUCUCCUCAUCACCUCCAACAAUCUUAUUACUUUAAACUGAACUUGCCUGAAAGUCUAAAACCAGAUCCAGUCACGUAGCUUUAAGAAUCUCUCUACAAUUUGGUUAUCUUAGAACGGACUGCAGCACCCAACCUCUGUUAUGAAACUGAAUCAUUUUAGAUAUUUCGAAACUACUAGAUUGAAUAUGAAGUCUCGGAAGGCUGUGUUUCAUGAUUGCAGCAAAUCAUCUGUAAUAUAUUUUGUUUUAGGAAAAUUUGAUUUGGGGGUAUGCUGAAUUUUUAGCCCUUGGCAAGAAAAACUAUCAUUCAGCAAUUCGUGAGAAAACUUUGUUUUCUUGAUCCUUAGAAAAUAAACUUAGAUGUUAUUAGGUGUUCUCUGAGAGGAUGCAGGAGAAAAGGACAUUUUGCCAACUAUAUCUUAGAAUAGAAAUGCAAAUUUCAGUUUUGCCGUUGUUGACUUCAUAAAGCAGUUUUUUGAGGGCUCAGGAUUCAGGAAACACAAACAGACAUGGCAGAGCAGUUUGCUCUGGGUUGGCAGAAAGCAGGAAAAUAACCAGCCUUCUUGGAUUGCCCACAGUUUUUGUAGACCCCUCAGUUCUGAGUGGAGCAGAGGGGCAUGCUUAAUAAAACAGUCAAUAAAGAGGCUUUUCUUUAAA